This is a messenger RNA of Trifolium pratense (red clover), 1891 nucleotides long. RefSeq names its product lipid droplet phospholipase 1-like. The transcript is spliced from 7 exons. The coding region runs from base 69 to 839 and encodes 256 amino acids. Lineage: Eukaryota; Viridiplantae; Streptophyta; Magnoliopsida; Fabales; Fabaceae. The record is from RefSeq and is a predicted model, not a curated record.
ACUCCUCACCUUUUCCGUUCUUCACUACUCUACUGCUACUACUACUACUCACCUCUUCCGUUAACCCAAUGGAGUACGACGAUGAUUCCAAUUAUUCCUCCUCCUCCUCCUCGUCCUCCUCCUCCUCCUCCUCAUCCUCCUCCGUGGACCAUCUCAUUGUCAUGGUAAAUGGAACGGGUGGAAGUGCAAAAGAUUGGAUGUUUGCGACAGAGCAAUUUGUUACAGUGUUCCCGGAUAAGGUUUUUGUUCACCGUAGCAAACAGAAUGUAGGUAAGCUGGCAAAAGAUGGUGUGGACAUAAUGGGUGAGCGAUUGGCAAGAGAGGUCAUUGAAGUAAUUGAAAGAAAGUCAAAUCUGCAUAAAAUCUCCUUUUUAGCAUACUCGGUUGGAGGACUGGUGGCCGUGGCACGAUAUGCUAUUGGGCGGUUGUAUAAGACACCUGAAAUUGAACCUAUGCAGAACUCGAGCAAUGCUGAGAGUAACGCGGACUCAGUUGGUACAAUAUGUGGUUUACGGGUGAUGAAUUUCAUAACACUUGCCACACCUCAUCUAGGGUUAAGUGGCCAUAAGCAGUUGCCAAUUCUUUUUGGAAAAACUAAACUUGAGAAAAUUGCAAGAAAGAUUGCUUCUUGGACAGAUGGAAAAACAGGCCGUCAUCUUUUCCUUACUGAUGGCGCUGAGCAAAAAGAUCCCUUGCUCGUAAGCAUGGUUACUGACUCUAAUCAAUGUUAUUUCAUAUCUGUCAAGAAUUAUUCGCUUGAUGCCUUUCUCAUUGCUAUUUCUUGUAUAUAUAGAGGUUACAAGGUUAUACAGGUAAUUACACUAAAUAAUUACAUUUAAUGAGAACAAAUCAAUAUUUGAUUUGUUUUCCUUAUUCUAGAAACAAACUAAUAAUUAUAAUUAAGAGGACAAGUCAACUCCUUAUUCACAUCCCCCCUCAAAUUGAUGCGGCUGGUCAAUGAGCAUCAAUUUGCUAACAAGAAACUGAUGGCGUGGACGCGGAACAGCUUUGGUAAGAAUAUCUGCAACUUGGAACUGAGUACUGACAUGAGGAAGUGCUAUAAGUCGGUCAUCAUAGGCAUCACGAAUGGAAUGACAAUCAACUUCGAUAUGUUUUGUGCGUUCAUGAAAGACAGUAUUUGCAAUAAUUCUUGACACAAUAUUAUGUUGACAUCAUUGAUCUAAGUUUGUUGUUCAAUAAAUGUCAACUUCUUUUCUUUUUCUUUGCAAUACUGUUUUGGAUAUGACAUUAUUUACAUGACGAGUGCUACCCUAAUUUUCUCUUCGAUGAAUUUGCUUUUUUUUGUUCACUUAAUUAACAUCUAAUAUGGAAACCAUUCCUAAUAGAUCAUAUAGCAGUUCUGUCGAGUUACAUUGGAGACAGUGCGAGAUAUUUCUUUACACAUUUACGGGCAAACUUUAAAUUAUAGUGCGUAGUCAAACCACCAGAAAUAUGAAACAGUUUUGAGAAUGAUUCUGUCCUCUGAAAAUUAAAUGUUAUAUUGGACAAUAGAGUCUCGUGUCUUCUAUUUCUUCAUGUUCAAGUUGUAAGAUUUUUAACUAAAAUGAACAUAUUCAGAGGAGAUGCUAAAAGGUUUGUCGUCCGUGGCAUGGGAAAAAGUGGAUGUCAGCUUCAUCAGUGGCCUUGUUAAGUUUGAAGCUCAUAGCCUCAUCCAGGUCACACAUCCAUCCAGACAUAUAGAAGGCGCGGAUGUGAUCCAACAUAUGAUUGACCAUUUUCUUACCUAGUUUUUUGUUUCUAUAAUUCCUAAAAGAACCUGUUUAACUAGUUGUAUCUUAUGGACGUCAUUUAAAAGAACUUGUUUGACUAGUUGUGUAUCUUAUGAACAUGAUAGCUUUGGUUGUGUGUGAUAUUGACUAGUAUUUGGUUA